AUGAUUCUAGGUAAUUUUCCCUCAUUAAAGGGCCAAUUUUGCAUUUUAACUCCUUUUGCAUUGCAGCACAAUGGAUUCGAUGUCCCACAAGGUCUCAACGAAUUGGAAAAGGAUAUUGAUCAUUACUCUGCUGUGGAACUUAUCAGUGAACUCCUUGGAAAACGAGCGUAA
Rodentolepis nana is the source of this 171-nucleotide messenger RNA. The record is from the annotation of a GenBank genome assembly. Lineage: Eukaryota; Metazoa; Platyhelminthes; Cestoda; Cyclophyllidea; Hymenolepididae.